AUGUUGUCUAAGCUAGCCUAUCUUACUCUUCCCUUCUGUCUCAGCGCAGCAGCGCUGAGCACCCAGAAAUGCCCACCAGUCAAGGGCAUCCAAACCUACCAAACCACACCCCAAGAUGGCCAAGCAGACGGCCAAUUCACCUCUUGCGACAACUUCUUCGACAGUCCCAAGAUCCAGGGCAUCAAUGCUUCCUCCUACGACUGGUGGUACUUUGACGCCAUUGGCACCGACGGUGUGUCUUCUCUUGCCGUCGUCUUCUUCGUUGAGGCGAAUCGGUCUGGCUUCACCGUCACCGAAAACUUUACCAACAUGGACUUUAUCCAAAUCUCCGGCACCUUCCCCAACGGUACUGUCUUCAGUGACUUCCUGUUCGCCGACAAUGCGAUUGUGUCCACCAACGGCGAUGGUUCCAGCGGUCUGUGGAACAACACUGGUAUUUCAUGGGCUGGUAGCCCCGAUCUUCAGGACUACGUCCUGACCCUUGAUGCCGAGGACUUGGGAUACAAGGGAUCCUUCUCUAUGCACUCGAUCGCUCCGCCCCACUACCCUUGCAGCCCCAAACGAGGCAACGUCUCCCUGGAGGUACUCCCCGGAGUCGGCUGGGCCAAUGCUGUCCCUGAUGCCGAAACCACCGUUAAUGUGACCAUCUUCGGGUCCGAAUUGAGCUUCGUGGGAACGGGCUACCACGACAAGAACUGGGGCGUCACCGGCUUCAUGGACAACGUCGGCAGUUGGUACUGGGGCCACGCGCGCAUGGGCCCCUACUCACUCGUCUGGCUUGACGCGCUCGACCCGGCUUAUAAUGAAUAUGCCAGUGGCUACGUCGCCUAUCAGGGCCAGAUUCUGGUUGCAGAGUGUGAUAACAUGAAGGUUCGCCCCAUUGGUGAGAAUGCUACUUUCCCCCCUACUUCUGAGUCGCUUCUCCCCGACGGGUUCAAGAUCACGGUCGAUGUGCCUGGAUUGGGUCCUUUGGAGGCGCAGCUCACCCCUAACCUGGCUACUUUGACUAAGCCUGGCUAUGGUCGCUGGAUUGGUUCCGUCAAUGGUUGGGUUAAUGGUGUUACUUAUGAUACGGGUGUUUCUGGGUUUGAGAUGUUUGAUUUCUUUUAG
Messenger RNA from Aspergillus tubingensis, 1110 nucleotides. RefSeq lists its product as uncharacterized. The transcript is spliced from 3 exons. Lineage: Eukaryota; Fungi; Ascomycota; Eurotiomycetes; Eurotiales; Aspergillaceae. Bases 1 to 1110 code for a protein of 369 amino acids. The record is from RefSeq and is a predicted model, not a curated record.